GACUUUAUCCUGACUUCAGACAGUAGAAGUGUUUUUGAGGAUGUUCUCUAGAAUAACAUGGAUUGUAAAUGACUUUUUCAGAAGUGUCUGCUAUACUUGUUGUGAUACUGAAUUGUAUGUGAUGUGCUAAGAAGUGAUGUCAGGAGAAAAAUGAUGAUAUCUGUCAUCUCUUUGCCCUGGAUUCUCUUGCACUCUGGAUAAACUGAAAGAUCUCAUUAGAAAUCACCAAACAAUUUGAAUUAAGAUUUCAAGAUGGUCCCUUGGAGAAGACACAGAAAUGAAGAAACUGUCUGUGAAACAAAUUUACGACAGCAGAAAAGUGGCAACCUUAGGCCCUCUUCUAUGUGGACUAACAAGAAUGGCUACCAUUACAGAGUUCAGGAGCUGCCUCUUCUUUAUGCCGCACAGAAGAACAGAGUAAAGACCCUACAAAAGCUGCUGCAGUGUACAUCUACAGACCCUCAUCAGAGAGGAGCUGUUGGGGAAACAGCCUUACACGUGGCCGUGUUGCACAACAACACAGAUAUAGUAAAGGUUUUACUAGAAGAAGCCCGUGACCUACUGAACCAGCCUAUGACCUCUGCACUCUAUCAAGGACAGACUGCUCUACAUAUUGCUGUGAUGCAUCAAAAUUUUGCAAUUGCCAGGGAACUGAUAGAAAAUGGAGCUGAUGUUUCAAAACCACGAGCUACUGGGCUAUUUUUUCAACUCAAACCCAAUCACACCUUCUACUACGGAGAACACAUUCUCUCCUUUGCUGCCUGUGUGGGGAAUGCAGAGCUUGUUCGUUUGGUAUUGCAACACGGGGCGGACCCAGAGGCUAGGGAUGCACAUGGGAAUACAGUGCUCCAUAUCUUGUCCUUACAGCCAAACAAAAUGGCUGCCUGCCAGAUGUAUGACCUCAUCUCAUCUUAUCACAAGGAAAAAGUUGGUCCAGGACUCGAGGACACAUGCAACAAUAAUGGACUUACCCCACUGAAAAUGGCAGCCGUAGAAGGAAAUAUUGUGUUAUUCCAGCAUGUGGUUCAGAAGAGAAGACACACUCAGUGGACAUAUGGACCUAUUAGUUGUUAUCUGUAUGAUCUAACAGAGAUUGACACAUGGGGUGAUCAUCAGUCUGUGCUUGACCUGGUGGUUUCAGCAAAGAAGAAAGAGGCACGACGGAUCUUGGAUGUGUCGCCAGUUAAAGAGCUGGUUUGUAGAAAGUGGCAGAAGUUUGGACGCCCUUAUUUCUUGUUGUUGGCUGCCAUCUAUGUACUGUACAUGAUCUGUGUGUCUGUGUGCUGUGUCAACCGACCCCUCAAACCUCGACAAGAUAAUUCAACCAACCCCAGAGACAUCACUAUAGCUGUGCAGAAAACCCUCCAGGAAGCGUAUGUCACCCCUGAGGACUAUUUGCGCCUAGCUGGUGAACUAAUUAGUGUUAUAGGAUCAAUAAUUAUUUUACUGCUCAAGAUUCCUGAUAUUUUGCAUGUAAGAAAUGUGAGAUUUCUUGCUCAGGCAGUGCAUGGCGGACCUUUUACCAUCAUCAUCAUCUCUUUUCCCUGCCUCAUCCUGGUGACCCUAAUAAUGCGACUCACUAACACUGACGGAGAGGUGAUCCCCAUGUCUAUGGCGUUAGUGCUCGGAUGGUGCUAUGUUAUGUAUUUUGCCAGAGGAUUCCAGAUGCUUGGACCUUUCACUAUCAUGAUCCACAAAAUGAUUUUUGGUGACUUGUUGAGGUUCUGCUGGCUCAUGGUGGUGGUCAUAUUCGGAUUUGCUACAGCAUUUUAUACAAUUUUCCAGACAGAGGAUCCUUCUCAGCUGGGGCACUUCUACGACUAUCCUAUGUCCUUGUUUUCCACCUUUGAAUUAUUUUUGAAUGUCAUCAACUCGCCCACAAACUACGAUGUGGACCUUCCAUAUAUUUUCAGCAUCAUCUACUUCACCUUUACUGUCAUUGCAAAUCUUCUGAUGCUGAACUUGCUGAUCGCAAUGAUGGGAGACACCCACUGGCGGGUGGCCCAGGAAAGGGAUGAGCUCUGGAGAGCCCAGGUUGCUGCCACCACUGUAAUGCUUGAAAGGAAACUACCACAAUUCCUUUGGCCCAGAUCCGGAGUUUGUGGGACAGAAUAUGGUCUUGGAAACCAUUGGUAUCUCCGGGUGGUGGCCCGUAGAGACUUGACCCAGCAGAAAAUAAGGCGUUACAUCGAGGCUUUUCAAGGACCAGAAGGUGAAAAUACAGAGAAGCAGACACAUAAAUCAGAAAAGUCCUACAAUUCAAUGCACCUAUCAACAAGUAAAAAUGAUAGUGUCUCCCAGAGCUCAAUAGCUCCUGAUCAAGGUUUGGUUAAUUUGUUUCAAGUGCACACAGCUGAGAAAGUGAAUAAGAUGAAUUAUCUAAAACCACCUGAUAUCGAUGUGCGCCCUUUCAGUCAGAUACAUAACACAAGUCAUGAAACAAGACCAUCUCCAAAAACAACUUACAACUUAUCUUCAUCUCAGUAUUCGGAGGACAUUGAAUACAUUGAAAUCUCAGAAGCAAGAGAAAAUUCAAAAACAUUCACUAACAAAUUUUCUAUUCAAUACUCAGAGACCUCUGUAUCUAGCCAGAACAAUCAAACAAAGAUACAUGCAGAUAUAGAGAAACAGAACAUCUCAGCUUAUCAAACACCACGUAGACUCUUAUCAAAGAACAGUGGCUUAGAACCAGUUGUUGUCUAUCAACCACAUUUUGAGCUUCCAAAGAUACGUAUAACAUCAGACUUUGAAUCUUCACAGGCUGAAAAAAGCCCAAAAAGGACAGGUUAUGGCAGAGGCUGGCAAAUUUUACGGUCAGCUACCUUAGAACAGCUACGCGGACAAAAACAAGACCAAAGCUCAGAUGACUCUGAAGAAGAAAUCCAUCAUGUCUGACACUUUGGUUAAUUAAAUGUUUACUGCAUUGAAGAACCAAAUCCAUUAUUUACUCUGAAACCAGUCACUUGUCUGGUAACUUCAAUAAAUGGAAAACAGACAUUUCAAAAGUUUAAGGAACAAUACACCUGAAGUAGCAAAACUAAGUUGUUGUUUUUUUCAUUGUGACAUUUAGUCAUCAGUAUUCUCAAGAACUUCUGAACAAAGUUAAAUUAUUAAUAAAUAAAUAUAGAGUAAAGUCAUUGUAGUCAUAGGGCAUAAUCUCUCUGGAUACAAUGGAUUUAAUUCAAUAUUUUACCAGUGUUUAAUUAUUUUUAUUACAAUACUUGAAUUUAUAAACAGAUGCUAUAAGCUAUAUAAUUGUAAUAA
Messenger RNA from Bombina bombina (fire-bellied toad), 3264 nucleotides. Its product is annotated as transient receptor potential cation channel subfamily V member 6-like. Gene Ontology annotation, cellular component: membrane. Bases 253 to 2895 code for a protein of 880 amino acids. Gene Ontology annotation, molecular function: protein binding; calcium channel activity. The record is from RefSeq and is a predicted model, not a curated record. Gene Ontology annotation, biological process: calcium ion import across plasma membrane. The transcript is spliced from 15 exons. NCBI's taxonomy places the organism in Eukaryota, Metazoa, Chordata, Amphibia, Anura, Bombinatoridae.